AUGUCCAAAGUCUGUCCGCGCUGGCAGCCAUCGAGCCGCCGCUUUAUCCGCAACUUGUCCAAGGAAUCUGGGAGGGGCGCUGCCUACGCCUGUUCGGAGGGCGAAGGGAACGCCCCCAAGUCCUGCUGCGGCAGGCCACCCCUCAGGCUCUGCGUGUUGUUCCUCGGCGUCGUCGGAGCCUGCCUCGUCGCCGCCGGGGCCGUCCUAGGCGCCCUCAGGCCGCAUCCAAGAGCACCUCUCACAUUACUGCUACUAAUGAUAGGCAUAGGUGUGGUGCUGGUAACCGCAGCUGGGCUGGCAUGGAGGCUCGGUGCUCGGGAUACGCCAUGCGCACUAUUGGGGCUCCGACGCGCUUCCUGCAGGCGGCUGGUGCCACGCUUACCACCCAGCUAUGCGCGGCCACACCACCCGUACGCGGCCAUGCUGUACCCAGAGUUCCAUUACAGACCACCGCCACCCACCUAUCAAGCCUCAAUGCAGGAGUACAGACUCAGGUUGCUUCUCCUAGACAGAAGCGCGCCCGCGGUGUCACCACCACCCACAUACCGAUCAAACUCAGCCAGUCUAGUCAGAGGAACGACGGGCGCGGCGUGGUGCGGCUCCGAGUACAGCGGGCCGCCGUCGUACAGAGCGCCGCGGGCGGACCCCCCCGUGGCCACAGCUGACGUCACAUCCCUCAGCCCCAUCGACCUGAAGUACGCAGGGGACGCGAUAGAACCCCUGCCCGCGCCCACGGAACAGAAGGACCCGGACGAGCACCUCGUCACGAUAGUGCACACGGACGCACAGCCCGUCAUAGUGACGGUGUCCGGUUCGCCGGCGCUCAACGAGACGCGCGUCACGCACACAUCCGAAAUCGACAUCCUGGCGCAUUUA
Messenger RNA from Iphiclides podalirius (scarce swallowtail), 876 nucleotides. Lineage: Eukaryota; Metazoa; Arthropoda; Insecta; Lepidoptera; Papilionidae. The record is from the annotation of a GenBank genome assembly.